This is a messenger RNA of Lotus japonicus, 3851 nucleotides long. Its product is annotated as kinesin-like protein KIN-14P. The transcript is spliced from 21 exons. The record is from RefSeq and is a predicted model, not a curated record. Gene Ontology annotation, biological process: microtubule-based movement. NCBI's taxonomy places the organism in Eukaryota, Viridiplantae, Streptophyta, Magnoliopsida, Fabales, Fabaceae. The coding region runs from base 305 to 3589 and encodes 1094 amino acids. Gene Ontology annotation, molecular function: microtubule binding; ATP binding; microtubule motor activity.
UCCUCUCUAACCUGGAACCUUCUAGGAUGACCCCUUUUACAAGUUUUCUCCUUUUGAACGUUUCUCAUGGCUGGUGACCAAACAGUGCCCUUCAAUUAUAUGACAAAAUGCCUAGAAUGAUUCUGCCUUUUCUGUUCUGAUAAGGGUUUUCAUGCAUUGCAUUAUGUAAUUCUAAUUUUACUUUUUGUUGUGGAUAUUGAUUGAUUUCAGGCUGUCAAGAGUUCCUUAUUGGGGGAUAUGACAAAUUGGGAAUUUCUUUGAAACGUAUCAUCAUGGAAAUCUGAAAGUUGUGAUCAACCUAGUAAUGAAUUCCCCAUCUGAUUAUAACUACAGAGAAUUGGGCAGCCCAAAUGGAACUAUGGAUGGAAAUAAUAAAAAUGGGCAUUUAGUGUCCAUUAAUGGUGAGGUGGAAGCCAAACAUCGGUUGCUUUUGGUUCAGUGGUUAACUAGUCUUCUUCCUUUACUGAACUUCUCGGCAAGCGUCACGGAUGGUGAGUUAAGAGCAUGCUUGAGCAAUGGCACAGUUUUGAUCCAGAUAUUGAACAGGCUAAGACCUGGUUCCGUGACUUUGGUGAGUGAAUCUGAUCAUUCUCUGCCGUCACAAUCAGAAAAUGUUAAAACGUUUCUGAAAGCAUUGGAUGGAUUGGGGUUGCCCCGGUUUGAAAUUUCAGACCUAGAGAAGGGAUCUAUGAAGCCUGUUGUGGAUUGUCUAUUAACACUUAGAGCAAGAAGUUUGCAAAAUGCUUUGGCAGACAAUAUUUGUGUAAGCCCUCGUAGUCGUGGGAGUUCACCUUCAAGUAACCCAUAUUCUCCUCCAUCUUUUGGUGGAGACCAGAGGAAGGAGUCAAGGUUUCAACGUCUUUUGAGUAGCCCUGUUAUGGCAGAACCAUCAGCUUCAUUAAUACACUAUGCCGGUCAUAAGUUCCAUGAGGUGUUUCAAAUAAAACCUGGAAGCUUUGCAGAUCUUCCGGCAGCAAAAAUAUCAGAAAUGAUGAAAUCUAACAGUUUAGAUAAUGCUCCCACCCAAUCGCUUCUAAGUGUAGUCAACGGUAUUCUUGAAGAAAGCGUUGAAAGAAGAAAUGGAGAAAUACCUCAGCGUGUGGCAGUCUUGUUGCGAAGAGUUUCUCAGGAGAUUGAGCGGCGCAUAUCAACUCAAGCAGAACAUAUACGAACUCAAAAUAAUCUUUUCAAGGCCCGGGAAGAAAAAUAUCAAUCGAGAAUAAAAGUACUCGAGGCACUUGCAUCUGAAACUAGAGAAGAGAGUGAGGCUGACAAAAUCAAAGAGGAAGAAAGGCAAGAAGAUGAAUCAGAUAUUAUCAGAUUGAUAUUGCAGGAGCAGGAGGACAAAAAUUUGGAAAUCGCAAAAUUGCAGCGAGAACUAGAAACAUGUGAAGCACAAUGCUUACAGUUGGAAGAAGAGGCUAAAGUUGCUAUAGAUGAAUUGAGACACAAGUCUCAAGAAUACGAGCAUCAAUUGGAAGAAUUAAGAAACAAGAUCAAAGAGGAAGGAAAGAAAGCAGAUGAAAAAGAUGUGAUCAGAUGGAUGAAGGAGCACGACGACAAAAAAUUGGAAAUUUCCGCGUUGAAGCAAGAACUAGAAACAGCCAAAAAAACAUGUGAAGUACAGUGCUUACAGCUGGAAGAAGAGACUAAGGUUGCUAAAGCAGAAUUGAGACAGAAGUCUCAAGAAUAUGAGUGUCGAUUGGAAGAAUUAAGAAAUAAGGUUAAGGAUUUUGAGGCUUCUUCUGAAUCGAGAAAUCAGAAGUGGAGCACUGAAAAGAAGCAAAUGCGGAAAUCUAUAGAUUUCCAGAUUUGUUCCUUACAGAAAUUGAAACUAUCUUGGGAAUCCAUUAAGCAAGAUGUUAUGAAAGAGCAAAAAGCUUGUGCAGAGGAGUGUGGUCGAUUAGGUGUAAAUCUUAAACCACUGGUACAUGCAGCUCAGAGCUAUCAAGUUGUUCUUGCUGAAAACCGGAAACUGUUUAAUGAAGUUCAAGAAUUAAAAGGAAACAUCAGAGUAUAUUGUCGAAUUCGACCAUUUCUUACUGGAAAAGGGGAAAGACAGACUAUUAUACAACAUAUUGGUGAAAAUGAUUUGGUUGUGGCACAUCCUUCCAAAGAAGGGAAAGAUGCUCUUAAAUCAUUUAAGUUUAAUAAGGUCUUCGGCCCUGCCUCAACUCAAGUUGAGGUAUACUCUGACAUUCAAUCCUUUGUUAGAUCAGUACUCGACGGGUAUAAUGUAUGUAUGUUUGCUUAUGGCCAAACUGGAUCGGGGAAAACUUACACAAUGACUGGUCCAAGUGGAGCAACAAGCGAGGAUAUUGGUGUUAAUUAUCGAGCUCUAAAUGACUUAUUCAGCAUUUGUACAAGUAGAGCAAGCCUCAUAGACUAUGAGAUUGGGGUUCAAAUGGUUGAGAUAUACAAUGAGCAAGUUCGUGACUUGUUAACAACAGAUGGUUCUCCCAAAAAACUUGGGAUAUUGACUCACUCUCCAUCCAAGGGUUUAGCAGUGCCUGAUGCUAGCAUCUUCCCUGUCAAAUCACCUUCAGAUGUCAUUAAGCUAAUGGACAUUGGGCUUAAAAAUAGAGCCAUUGGUGCAACUGCUAUGAAUGAAAGAAGUAGCCGUUCACACAGUGUGAUCUCAAUUCAUGUUCGUGGGAAGGAAUUGAAGUCUGGUUCUACUCUGCUUGGUAAUCUUCAUUUGGUAGAUUUGGCAGGUAGUGAAAGGGUAGAUCGCUCUGAAGUAAUUGGGGAUAGGCUUAAGGAAGCACAGCAUAUAAACAAAUCAUUAUCUGCUCUUGGAGAUGUCAUUUUCGCUCUUUCUCAAAAGAGUCCCCAUGUACCAUACAGAAAUAGCAAGCUCACUCAACUCCUGCAAACUUCUCUUGGUGGUCAAGCAAAGACACUCAUGUUUGUCCAAAUUAACUCAGACGUGAGUUCAUAUUCUGAAACUCUGAGCACUUUAAAGUUUGCUGACAGAGUUUCCGGAGUUGAAUUAGGAGCUGCGCGAAGUAACAAAGAGAGCAAAGAUGUCAGGGAAUUAAUGGAACAGAUGGCUUCUAUGAAGAACACUAUUUUGAAAAAAGAUGAGGAGAUUGAGCGGCUUCAAUCACUGAACGCUUCAGUUGGUGGUGUUCCUAAGAAAAACCGAAGACUGCCAAGUUAUAAGAACCUUGAAGCUUCUACGGAGCAACCAAUGGAUGGUCAUAUACACCAAAAUGAGCUUCUCCAUCAAUCUGAAAUUACUAGGGGAGAUAUACGAAGGAAUAUUGCUUCAACUGCAGAAACUUCGGGGUCUGCAGAUUCUGAUUCUCAUGAAGGAUCAAGUGAUGUUUCUGACAAUGGUGUUGUUCCGGGCACAGAAACUGAUGGCUCUUCAGAAAAUUCAAGUCUUACUGAAGUCAAAAAAUCAUUAGAAAAGACGGAGAAAUCCAAAGCAUUACCCAAAAUUGUUCGAACGGUUAGGAAAUUAGACCGAACCCCAUCUCUGACGCCUGCAUUAAAGGACUCCCAGAAGAAGCCACCAGCAUCAUCAGGUAUUAAAAAAAGCGCUAGUAUUGGCCAACUUAAAGCUGCAAAACGGUGGCAGUAAAGUAGGAGGCAUUAGCUGCAAUUCAUUGACUCUGAACAAAUUCACACACACCAUGUACAUAUAAUUGUUUCAUUGGUAUGGUCUAACACUUGAUUUUUAGUCACAUUUGGUGACAUCUUUUGUGGAUAUUGUAACCUAAUGUGUAUUCAUAAUCAUGAGGCAGUUUUCUUGUUUAUAAUUAAGAAACAAUUUUUUGUAACAAAUACUCGACAAGUUAGGAUGAAGCGAAUGGAUCAACUGGUGUGAGAUUGUUCUACCUUAA